This is a messenger RNA of Nilaparvata lugens (brown planthopper), 1098 nucleotides long. RefSeq lists its product as uncharacterized. The coding region runs from base 281 to 955 and encodes 224 amino acids. NCBI's taxonomy places the organism in Eukaryota, Metazoa, Arthropoda, Insecta, Hemiptera, Delphacidae. The record is from RefSeq and is a predicted model, not a curated record. The transcript has 5 exons.
CAUAACCUAUAAUAAAUAUCAGAACAAUCUGUUAGCCAGUAAAGACAUGCACAGUUGCUAUGAACGUGAGUGAAAGCACAUCGAGUCAGAUUGCCAAUUCUUUUUUGAAGCACGGUCAUUAAUAAUUCAAAAUUAUUUCUAUAUUCUUAUUUUUAAAGUUAAUUUUCUUCAAGAAAUUCGUAUAAAAUAUAUUUGAAAAGUACAAUACUAAUCUACUAAGUUAAUACAGUUGUGUUUACUAUUUUGUUGAAGAGAAGUGCAAACUUUUUAAACUAUUGAAAUGGCAUUCAGCUUAGAAGAUUAUGCUAAUUUGAUAAACUCUUUUGUCAAUAAUCUCAACAAUGAAGGUGCAUCAGAAACCGCGAAUGAUGAUUGUUCAAACUCUUUUGUCAAUAAUCUCAACAAUGAAGGUGCAUCAGAAACCGCGAAUGAUGAUUGUUCUAAGACAUCUGCAUCAUCAGAACAUCUCAGCAGCAUAGCUAAUAAGGUUAUUGAAUUGAACCUUUUGCGAAACGAGUUAAUAAAUGUGGAACAAGAUAUUGCGGAUCAAGAUAAUACAAACAGGCUGAAAAGAUGUCGCCUUCUCAAAGAAAAAGAAGCAAACAUUUUGACGUCAUUAAAUGAAAAACUUGUGUUCCUAAAUGAUGAAGUGCAGCAGAUAAAAUUAGCUCUGAUGUCAUUCAAAAAUAAAAAGGCACUCCUGGUACCUGAAGAAGCACAAAGGGAUUUCUUGAAAAGUAUUGACAUACUUUCAGAUUUCAACAGUAACUUGGAAAAAACACUUGAAAACGAGAGUGGAAGUGCUGGAGGGAAUUUGCAGAAAUUUGUUGGAGUUUUUGAGAAAAAGCUAUUGGAAAUGAAACAAGCCAUGUGUGUCCUGAGUGAAACUCACGCUCUUUUGAGAAACGAAAACAUUAGAAUGAAAAAUCUUACAAAGGUUGACGAUGAUGUAUGAAAUUUUCAAUUUCAAGUAAAGAAUUAUUUUUGUAUGAAUUAGAAAAUAUGCAUGUAUUUGUUUCAUUUUUACUCUUUCUAUAAAAAUAAACACUAAAAUCAUGUUAUUAUUUAUUAAAGAGUUUAUACUAUUUAUUGCAAUCA